AUGCCGCGCACUUGUUCGUUCCCUUCAAAUCGUGGGGAGGAAAUGCUAGAAGCACUCAAGGCUCUCUCAACCUUUUUUGUGGAAAACAGUCUGCGCACCCGGAGAAACUUGCGUGGAGACAUCGAGCGACGAAGCUUGGCCAUAAAUGAAGAAUUUGUCCACAUAUUCAAGCAAGUUAAAGAGGAGCUUGAGAGUAUAAAUGAAGAUGUGCAGGCAAUGAGCAGCUGCUGUGAAGACAUGUCCAGUCGCUUGAAGGCAGCAAAGGAACAAACCCAGGACUUGAUAGUAAAAACCACAAAACUCCAGGCAGAAAAUCAGAGACUAGAGAUGAAAGCACAAGUUGCAGAUGCAUUUUUAGCAAAAUUCCAACUGACACCGGAUGAAAUGAACCUCCUUCGAGGCACGAAAGAUGAGCCAAUUACUGAGGAUUUUUUCAAGGCUUUGGGAAGAGUAAAGCAAAUUCACGAUGAUGUGAAGAUUCUCCUCCGGACAAAUCAGCAAAGGGCAGGCUUGGAAAUCAUGGAACAGAUGGCUUUACUGCAAGAGACAUCUUAUGAACGACUUUACAGAUGGACUCAAAAUGAAUGCAGGACUUUGACACAAGAAUCGUGUGACAUUUCUCCAGUUCUCGCUCAAGCCAUGGAAGCCUUACAAGAUAGACCUGUCUUGUAUAAGUACACAUUGGAUGAGUUUGGAACAGCUAGGAGGAGUGCUGUAGUCCGUGGCUUUAUAGAUGCCCUUACUAGAGGAGGCCUGGGAGGUACUCCGCGCCCUAUUGAAAUGCACUCCCAUGAUCCUCUGAGGUACGUAGGAGACAUGCUGGCCUGGUUGCAUCAAGCUACAGCUUCUGAAAAAGAACAUCUAGAAGCUAUGUUAAAGCUUGUAACUAUUCAAGGUGUGGAAGAAAAUAUUCAAGAAGUAGUUGGGCACAUCACAGAAGGUGUCUGCAGGCCUCUGAAGGUUAGAAUCGAGCAGGUGAUUGUUGCCGAGCCAGGAGCAGUUUUACUGUACAAGAUUUCUAAUCUUCUCAAGUUCUACCACCAUACAAUCAGUGGCAUUGUAGGAAACAGUGCAGCCACACUGUUGACAACAAUUGAAGAAAUGCAUUUGUUGAGCAAAAAAAUAUUCUUUAAUAGCCUGAGUCUUCAUGCAAGCAAAUUAAUGGACAAG
Messenger RNA from Eurypyga helias (sunbittern), 1170 nucleotides. RefSeq names its product component of oligomeric golgi complex 6 (gene COG6). Lineage: Eukaryota; Metazoa; Chordata; Aves; Eurypygiformes; Eurypygidae. The record is from RefSeq and is a predicted model, not a curated record. Gene Ontology annotation, biological process: intra-Golgi vesicle-mediated transport. The annotation marks the transcript as partial. The transcript is spliced from 13 exons. Gene Ontology annotation, cellular component: COG complex.